Corticium candelabrum is the source of this 1808-nucleotide messenger RNA. RefSeq lists its product as uncharacterized. The coding region runs from base 39 to 1808 and encodes 589 amino acids. The record is from RefSeq and is a predicted model, not a curated record. Gene Ontology annotation, biological process: protein phosphorylation. The transcript has 8 exons. Gene Ontology annotation, molecular function: ATP binding; protein kinase activity. Lineage: Eukaryota; Metazoa; Porifera; Homoscleromorpha; Homosclerophorida; Plakinidae. Gene Ontology annotation, cellular component: plasma membrane.
GGCUUGUUUGACGCAGCGUUUGUGUGACAUCAACGAGGAUGGUAGACGAGUACACACAUGAAGACGCUCUAACGUUCACGUCUUACUCAACUGAAGACAUUUGGUUGUCUAGAGAGACCGUUCCUUAUUCGUUUCCUACUAUAAAUGGCUCAAGAAAGAUUUUAAACUCUAUUUAUUGCAUGGACCAGACAGCCGGCAAGGAAAAGAAUGACAGCUCGGACGAUCAAUGGCUCUCGAGGGCUAUUAGUCAGUUGGCUUUUGAAUUGGAAAAGAUAAGAUACGACAAUGAUGCAAGCCUCGUCAUCGACGUAUUAAGCCAGCACAAAGCAAAGAGUUCCAAGAAAGAGUUGAAGAAACAGUUGGAGAAAUUGCGAAAAGAAUUUAGCUCCUUUCUAAACAAACAGAAUCGAAAACGCCCUACUUUAAUUAAACAGGAGGACCUGAUUAGAUUCGUUGUAAACGGUUUCAAGGAGUCGGUGUCAUCUGAAAUUUGUCUACUACAAGACAUGAUAUCUUUUGACGUAGAGUUAGAGUGUGAAUACUUGAUGCAGUAUAUGCUGGAUCAAUUGAAAAAGAAAAGGAAGAAUCUAGAUCAUGAUCAGUUAACGUCGUUUAUUAUUUGUAAUGGCAAUCAUGUAUCUAAUGCAUGGAUUGACCAACUAUUACUACCAAGCAACAGGGAAAGGAAACCAGAUAAAGAUGAAUCUGAGAGUCACAGCUUAUUGCAAACGAGUAUAGAAAAAGCUGCAGCCGAAACACUUUUUGCUCACCAAUGGAUCAAUGCAUCUGUACAGAGUCGUCACUCAAGCAGUGGAGUCAAAAAGUUUGGUGCUCAAGAUUGGAACAAAUCAUCUGCAGGGAGUCAUCACUCAAGCAGUAGAGUUAGUAGUAUACAGUUAAGGAAAGAUUACCAGGGGAGUGACCAUGAUGUCGAUAGUGUUGCAAGCAGUCAGGUCAUGUCUGAUGUAAUUUCUGCCUUUGCAUCUGGACGUCUUUCCAAUCCCAUAUCCAUAUCAUAUGACACUCUAAAGCAAGCAACUAAAAACUUUGAUGAAAAGAAGAUCGACGAAGGAGGCAGUCUCAUUGCAGCUGGUGGUUUUGGUCAAGUUUUUCUAGGAGAAUGGCAAGGGCAGCGAGUGGCAGUAAAAAGAUUAAAGAAGCCCAAAAAUGAACAUUUGUCGACUAUGCAUCUUUCAAAGUGGCAGUACAUGAACGAAGUGUCGGCACUAACAAUGUGCCCUUCUCAUCCGAAUGUUGUUCAGCUGAUUGGUAUCUGCGACGACGGACCGGAAUUAUGUCUGGUGUAUGAAUAUGUCGAGGGCAGAACGUUAGCUCAACAUUUGGCAAAGGAGAGCAGAGAAUCUCUAAGUUGGAAUGAACGAAUUGAAAUGGCUCAAGAUAUCGCCUCAAGUAUUCACCACAUACAAUCAACUUCACAACGUCCACUCAUUCAUCGAGACGUCAAAAGUGCCAACAUUCUGGUGUCACAUGAUCGAAGAGUACGAUUGGCCGACUUUGGUCUCUCAUGCUUUGGAGAGCAUCUUGACAACAUGCAUGCCAGUUUUUGCAUAUCCGGUUCGACAACAGGGGGUACACGAUGUUACAUGCCACCCGAGGCAUUCAAAGGGAUAGUCAGUACACGAACCGACAUCUACUCAUUUGGGAUGGUAUUAUUUGAGCUGGUGACGGGACUGCCUCCUUACUCUUUGAGCAAGAAACUUGAUCUGGUUGUCUACUUGUUUCUUGUGAUUUUGGCAGAAAUUUUGAAUUUUUGUAUGUUGCUAGGCAACGUUUCUGAAACAAAUUGA